UGAUUAUUGACAUAUCUGGCAUGGCGUCGUAUCCACUGUAGUUAGCCUGUUAUUGUACACGAGUAUUAAUUUCCAUAAUCAUCGAGAAGUAACAGGUGUUUUGAACGCAUCUGCGUGCAAUGUUGGGGAGCUGCGGAAUACAACCAGUUACGCUGGUCUUCAACAACUCAAAAAACUGCUUUCUUCACCUGCCAUCUAAACUAGUCACUCAACUGUCUUUACAAGAGUCCCAGGCCCUGGAGCUCUCCUGGGGAUCUGCAGCUCCUGUGUUCCUCAGCUGGAUAAGAAGCCACACAUCAUUGCAAGAGAACAGGGUGGAGCUGAGUAGACAGUUAGGGGAGAAGCUUGGACUUCAGGAGGGAGAACAGGGCUUCCUCCGGCCAUGUGGUCAGGUGCAGUCUGUGCAGCAGGUGUUUGUAGAGCCUCUGUCUUCAGAUGACUGGGAGAUCCUGGAGCUUCACAGCACAGCUCUGGAGCAGCAGCUUUUAGACCAAAUUCGAGUUGUCUUCAGCAAUGGGGUGUUCCCUGUGUGGGUGGACCAUCACACCAUCAUCUACAUUAAGAUAGUCUCCCUAUCUCCCUCUGUCUCGUAUGGCCGGCUGGAGCAAUUCACUGAGCUGAUCGUCUCUCCGAAACUUCGAUGUGGAGACAGGCAACUCUCCCCAGUGGCUUCAGAUCCAAAGAGCCAGGUCCUGCAGAGGCAGCAGAACUUUGACCUCACAUCCUCUUCCACCACCUCCUCCCUUGAAACCGAUGCUGUUCAUGAUCCAUUCAUUGAUCAGCUAGAAUUCAGUCAGAGCCACUAUGGUGGUCACUGGGGUGGAAUAGCUGACCUGAGGAGUCUGGUGAGAUAUGUGUUCACAGGGAAAUUUGAGCCAGUAAAGAAGAUUCCUGAAGUCCCUGCUAUCCCUGUAGUCUUCCCAGAUUGUGUACUUAGAGUGAGCAGAUCCCCACCAGGUGCAAUCAGACAUCUUGACUCAAGUCACAGAGAUGUUCACCUGUUACCAUGGGACUACCUACAAUACGAGUACUGGAGUACACGACAGCCAGUCUUAACUUAUGCUAGGCUGUCUAAGAUACAUUCUCCUAAAGAAGCAAGGGAGCAAGCUAAACAAAUGAUGGAGAAGAAAAAGAGCGGAAAUGCCCCUCAGACAGAAAAUGAUGUACAAGAACACAUGGAAGAAUCUGUGGUGGUCAGGAUGCUGUGCCAUAAUGUGGAGAAGCUGCAAGCAGAUCAGAAAUCCUCCACAAUGGGAGAGAUUUACUGUGGGAGGGUGUGGAUCCCAAGCAUUUUACGAAGCAGGCUGAAUAUAGACCCACACUCUGCUGUGAAAGUUUGUCCCAUAAAGUGCAUUCCUGAAGUAGCACUUGCUGUCUCUCUUCAGCCAUUACAGCCCUUAGCUGAGAGUGAGAGAGAGGAGGAUGUUCAGUCUGCGUUUCUAGGCUGGCUGCACGCACUGAGCCACCAGCCUUUAGCUUGUCUGACAGGUCGGACCAACAUCAUCCUCCUACGUUGCACUGAAGGAAAGUAUGAGUUUGUCUUGACUGUGCAGAAACCUGAGCCUGAGCCUGAAACCCCAAAACAAGUGGAUCAGAUCUUUUUUUUAUCCACCAGUGUACUAUGCAAACCAGACAUACAGGUUGUCAAGGAACAUCAUACUUCAAACCACACAAGCUCAGUACAAACUGCAGAUGAGUCACCCUGUGUUGGCUUUCCUUCCCUCAGCUCUCUUGGUGGAGUGGAUGACAUCAGUGCAUCUGCUUUUGAGCACAUCUUCCACAGUCUGAUGGGGGGUCCUCUCUCCUGGGAGCUGGUGUCCGCUGGCUGCGGUCUCCGGAGUGGAGCUCUGCUCGUUACAGGAGCCAAGGGCAGUGGAAAGUCUGCACUAUCCAGGGCCCUCUGCAGAAAGGCAGCAGAAGAGCUGGACGCUCAUGUUGAGGUGGUGGACUGCAAGAAGCUUAAAGGCAAGAGAGCAGACACAGUGAGACAGAGGUUGGAGGAGGUUUUUGAGCAGGCCGUGUGGAGGCAGCCUUCAGUGGUGCUGCUGGAUGACCUGGAUCACAUGGCUGGGGCAGCCACCUCGCCUGAACAGGAGCAGGGCACAGAAGCUGUGCUGCGUCAGCACAUCGCACAGAGCCUGAUGGAUUUGGUAGAUGAAAUAGUGGUGCGCUCCAGUCUCGUAGCUCUGCUGGUCACUGCGCACACUGAGCACUCUCUUCACCCAAUGUUGACCCAAGUACAGGGAACACACUUCUUCCAGAGCUUCUGCAAGAUCCAGACACCAGACCAGACCAAGAGAGUGGACAUCCUGAGAUCCCUGAUGGACAGUAAGAAUGUCAUAUCUGAAGACAGUUUCAUGAAUCUUGAUCUGGACACCAUUGCCAUGAAAACCGAGGGCUACCUUCCUCGAGACCUGAACCUUCUACUGGACAGAGCCAUUCAUGCCAGCAUUGCGCAUAACAGAGGCAGUGGCACCGUUCAAGGUUUGUGUUUGAGCAGUAAAGACUUCCAGCAGGCCCUGCAGGGUUUCACACCUCCCUCCCUGUGGGGGGUGCAGUUGCAGACGCCCAGCGGGAUGGGCAUGGAGCGGAUAGGGGGUCUUCACCAGGCACGCCAGCUCCUGAUAGACACUAUCCUGCUGCCUGCCAAGUACCCUGUGCUCUUCUCCAGUCUGCCCAUUCGCCAGCGCUCAGGGGUUCUGCUUUAUGGAGCUCCUGGCACAGGCAAGACUCUGCUGGCUGGAGCUGUGGCCAAAGAUAGCGGGAUGAAUUUCAUCAGCAUCAAGGGUCCAGAACUCCUCAGCAAGUACAUUGGUGCCAGCGAACAAGCUGUGAGGAACGUGUUUCAGAGAGCACAAGCAGCUAAGCCGUGUAUCCUGUUUUUUGAUGAGUUUGACUCGCUGGCUCCUCGCAGAGGUCAUGACAGCACAGGAGUCACUGACCGGGUGGUUAACCAACUGCUCACACAGCUGGAUGGGGUAGAGGGACUGCAGGGAGUAUAUGUGCUGGCAGCCACCAGUCGUCCUGACCUGAUCGACCCUGCCCUGCUGAGACCUGGGCGGCUGGACAAGUCUAUCUACUGCCCACCUCCUGACCGGGAAUCACGGGUGGAGAUUCUUAAGGCCCUGACUCAUUCAGUGCCGCUGGCUACAGAUGUGGACCUGGAGCAGAUUGCUGUGGCCACUGAGCUGUUCACGGGAGCUGACCUCAAAGCUCUGCUCUACAAUGCCCAGCUGGAGGCCAUUCACAGCAGCCUGGGGCCUAGUCUAUUGCCUGAUCUGGGCUCAGGAUCGGACAGUGAUGUGAGUCUGUCCUCGUUGAUCUUCCUGAACCACAGCAGUGGCUCUGAUGACUCUGCAGGGGAAGGCGAGGCUGGGCUGGAAUCCUCUGCAGCAGUGCUGCUGGAUCACAGUGAGCUGGCCCCUGAUGAUCCCCGCCACAACAUCUGGCGCCUCUACUUCGGCAGCUCCUUUGAAUUAGAGCUGGGCAACCAGUCCCCGUCUGAGCUGAAUUCACAGUGUCUGUCUGUUCAAAACUCUACCACUCAUGAUCUGACGGGCGCAUCAGUGAGGGACACAGGCUGUCUUCAUGGCCCGGUCGUCAUGACCUCUCUGCAGGAGGGCUUUCAGGAACAGAGCCAUGAACAGGCUGAACGCCUCAGAGCUGAUCUCAACACAAUCAAAAGCAACUACCGCAGGAGCCCUGAGGACUCCUCGUCGGUGAGCACAGGCCCCAGUAAACCAGGCCUGCUGAUAUGUCAAACUCAUCUGGCCUCAGCACUGGCCAGCACCAGAGCCUCCAUCAGCAGACAGGACUGGAGGAGGUACACUGAACUCUAUGAAUCCAUUGGAGCCUCAAGGGAGGGCAAACCGCAGAAUACAGGCCUGUUUACACCAGGGCAGCGAGUAACCCUGGCCUAAUGAGGACUAUAACCACGCCUAGUCUGUAUACUGAGGCCUGUUUCACACAUACUACUUCUGCUCAGGACAUCUUGCUUUGUAUUUCAGUGCUCAUGUUAAGAGGUUAGAGCAUUCGCACAGCACUAUAUCACAGUUGCAGGACCAAAGCAGCACUGCAUGUAGAGACAGAGGUUUUCAAAUCCUGACCUUGAAUUCAGUUUCCAGUAACUGGAAGGUGAGACACAAAGUGGCCAAUCAGUUACAUCAGCAGUUCAAUUAACCACCAGUGAACACAAAAUACAGGACUGGUAACUGGACUGUAAAAGACUCUAUGUAGAGAAUAGGUAUUGAGCCUAUUUUGUCCUCAAAAUACAGUAAAAUACAUGAUGAACGAAUGAAAAUUGAACAAAAAUCAAAACAUGAAUUCUGUCAUUUUAUGGCAAAAUGGGUGCCUGUAGAGCUUGGUUAAUCACAGGUACAUAAACGUUAAUGUGUUGAUGGUCAGUGCCUGCCCGCUGCAGAGGUCAUGCUGACACGUCGCUCAUAUCACGCAGAGGUAUUAUGUAUGUAACAGGCCUCAGUGCUCAAUAAAGAAAAGCAGUAAUGGUGUAAGUAGUGGAUGUGAAACUUGAAUUCUUUAUGAAAGUCAUGAAGUCUUAUAUUUAGGGCUAUUUGCUGUUCUCCUUUGCCUUAAUGAAUCAGAAGUAUUAGCCUAAGCUUUAAUCAUCGUGUUAAAUGACAUGUUUGAUGAUGAUAAAUGUACAUUUAUCAUCAUCAAUCUAAAUGUACAUUUAGAUUGUAAAUUAUGUACAUUACUCAGCCUUUCUUAAGGUUAGACAGUUUAAUAAUUAAUUCAUUUAAUAUUCUAAUUAAAAUUUUAGUAAUUGUAAUAUAUUUAGGAAAUGCUUUGGGAACAUUUGCACUCUACACACUGUAAAUGCAGAAGUAAAUGUGUAAUUAAACAACGAGUAUGUAUAUAUGUGAAUCACUAACUUAAUUAAAAUAAUAUUAAUUUACUAUU
Molecule: messenger RNA, 4920 nt
Organism: Colossoma macropomum (tambaqui)
Lineage: Eukaryota; Metazoa; Chordata; Actinopteri; Characiformes; Serrasalmidae
Gene: pex1
Product: peroxisomal biogenesis factor 1
Exons: 24
Coding region: 120-3920 (1266 amino acids)
Biological process (GO): protein import into peroxisome matrix
Cellular component (GO): peroxisome; cytosol; peroxisomal membrane
Molecular function (GO): ATP binding; ATP hydrolysis activity
Source: RefSeq, a predicted model, not a curated record